AUGAACAGAAAAAGAAAGGAAGUAAAUAAACAUCUGAUAAAGGAAGAUUGCCUUUUCCAACCCUAUAGCUACAGUACAGGACUUUUGAUAUUGAGGCCUGGAUUCAGAUUCUACAUCUUUGAAGCUAAAGGACGAAAGCUAGUGCCUGCAGAUUUCAAUGGUUAUUGGAAAAUGCUCAGUAAUGAGAAUUUUGAGGAGUAUUUGAAAGCUAUAGAUGUAAAUACUGUAGUGAGAAAAAUAGCCAAUAGACUCAAACCUGACAAAGAGAUUAUUCAGGUUGGAAACCAUAUGAUCAUUAAAACCCUAAACAGUUUUAAAAACUACAUCAUAGACUUCGAAAUAGGGACAGAAUUUGAAGAGGAUUUAACAGGAGUGGAUGGUCACAAAUGUAUGACAUGUGUGACAUGGGAUGGAGAUAAACUUCUUUGUGUACAGAAAGGAGAAAAAGAAGACCGUGGUUGGAGCCAAUGGAUUGAAGGAAAUGAAAUGCACUUAGUAAGGAUAUGAUUAUUUUUUAUAAUGUUAUUAAACUUUACCAGAUAAGAUAAGAUAACUUUAAAGAUAAGAAACUAAGAAAGAAUUUAAAAAACAUAGAAAAGAAAGAAAAUAAGAAUAUAACAAAUGACAAACAUCUUCUGACAUAUCAUCUCUUAACUAUAAACAGAUGCUUAAAGCCUUGUUGUCAUUCAGUCCUGAUCUAUUUUAACAUCUAAUUUAAUCUUAAUCAAAUAAACCAACUUUAUAUCUUUCCUUUUAUUUUUAACAAUCUUGAAAUAACAAUUUGAAAUAACAAUUAAGAAAUAAAAACAACAUAAAUAAAAGCUUCAGAUAAUGUCUUAGAUCUUGAUUUCAUUUUUUCUUUAUUUGUUUUCUCAAAAGUUUCAGAAAUCUCUUUUGUAAAUCCAAUAUAGAAAAGUUAUCACUCUUUUGAUCUACUUGUAUAUCCUUUUUAAUUAUUAUUAAUAUCCCAAUUUCAUUUGUAUACACAUUACAGCAUCUUUUUCCAUAUCAUUCUUGUGGCCUACCUUUUUUACAUCCACUUUCAGAUCAGUUUCUGUUUUAUCCAGUAAAACGUAUUCCAUGACAUCUUUCAAACUUGAUCUAUCUCUAAUGAAUCUCUUUGAGUCUCUUUUACAAUUAACUUCUGGGUUCAUUGUUCAAAAAUACCCGUCAGUACGUCAAAUAUUAAAGUUUCUGGCUCCAUUCUGUAUUAGUAAGUCAAAUGUAAGUAUUUUUCUUUAAUUGUGAUCUUUAGUUUUUUCUGGUUUCUCUAGUUUCUAAAGGGAUGACACAGUGGCUCAGUGGUUAAGACCUGGGCUUGUUGGCUGGAAAGCCAGCAGCCCAUGUUCAAGACCUGAGUGCCCAUGAUGAGGUGAGUUCCCAUCCCCACCUCAUCCUGCCAACAUAGCAGUUCAAAAGCAUGCACACAUAAGUAGAUAAAUAGGUACCAUUAAGGUGGAAAGGUAACAUUGCUCCAUGAUCUCAUGCUAAUUACAUGACUAUGGAAACAUCUUUGGACAGCAUUGGCUCAAUGGCCAAUGGAGAUGGCAGAUGAGCACUGCCCUCGAUAGGGCUCUUUUAAGGUUGCUGUUAUUUUUCUACCAAAAUAAUACCUAUUUAUCUAAAGCACUUAAAUUUAUAUUUAAAAUGUGUUGUACUUUUUGAAUCAAUUCUUUUGCUAUUGAAGGAAACUCCCCAGUGUGGUCUGAAAUUUAUCAGUCCACAGAUUCCUAUCAGCUGAAAAGCAAUUAACAAGCAAUUUCCAAAAAUGAUUAGAAAAGGAAGUAUGUAAAUCGGGUGUCCAUAAAGACACUGGCCACAUUCAAGCAAAGGUGGCUUUAUCUAAGCCAGUAGGAAAGUGCUGCCUUGAGGAGCAACUGUUUGGAGAAUUUGUGGGUGAUCUCAAGUUCUCUCCAUAUCCGGCUAGUUGUAGUAUUCAGUGCUCAGUCAUUGCAGGGUGCAAAUAUGGCUGACCGCCUUCGCAGCAUUUAUUCUUUUAUAGAGUUUUCCAAGCAGCAAAAUUUUAACAUGGCAAUAGCGUAGCAAUAACAUUUCAUUGGUUAAACUCCUUACCAAUCCUUAAGAAGAUAUCAGCCAGGAGGCCCAGCCAGGGAGCAGUUUCUAACACAUCCUGUUGAUGUAACCUGGCUGAUAUCAUGUGAACCAGGUGAUAUCAUUGUAUCAGCCUGGGGUAGUUUCCCACAUUGCCAUGGUGAUGUGAAUGGAUGAGAUCAUGUAGAGAGAAGAGGCAUGCAGGUGUUGGAAGGGCAGUUUGCUGCUCACGACCUCUACCUGGCCCUUAUCUCUACAUCUCACUCUUUUUUGUUUUUUUAGAUGAAAUAUCGUCAUAAGAAGGGUUAAUAAAAGGAUUAUAAUCAGGUGAGGAGCAUCCUUGCAGUUGUUUAUACAGGGCAUAAACCUGACCCUGAGGCAAUGUGGGAGAAAAUUUGGGGCUAAAAGCUCUGAUACAUAUAUUGCAAAAGGAAGGAAUACAUUGCACAAAACAGCACCCACCAAGAUCCUAAAGUAUCAAUUUUCAAAUCAGAGGCCAAAUUGUGUAAAAUAUUAAUCUGGUGCUGGAUGGUUCGUGAAUUAUCAGAAAUAUUGAAACAACACAUCCUCUCAAAACUUUCACAACCCAAAUGCUGACGCAGAAGCAAAUAAUCGAUAGCAGCGCAAUUUUGCAAAAUAACUUUUCUCAUAUCUUGUAGCUCAUGGUUGAUUGCUGAAAUAGCUGAAGAAGUAGCAUUAAUUGUUUUUGCUAAAUUACAUGCAAUAGCAUUAAUGCUGAGGUGAGCACGAACAGCAAGUCCUGGUACAUCCACUAGAGACAGAGACAAUGCUACAUAUUCUGCUUUAUUAAGUAAGGUUGUCUCAGAGUCACAAGUGCUGUCUAGCGUGACCCCACAUCAAGAACAGUUCGAGUGAACUUGUUGUUUGGAAAGCAAAACAGGAAUUAGCUGGCUGAGGCAACACUGCAAUUCACUAAUAUUAGCAGGAAUAUAAUUAAAAGUUUCUUGAUCCCAUGUAAAAAACCCUCCUUGCGGUAGCCAAACAUGUCCAAAAUAAAAGGAAGUCUCUUCAAAAGCUGUGCAGUUUAAAACAGGUGAGCUAAUGCGAUGACAGUGAGGUUUUUUACUUGAAGAAGUACAAUUAACUAUUUUUGCACAUGUUAUAUUUGCAGGGAUAGCUACCACUGGGGUGUGCAAAGCAAUAGCAUCAGGGUGGAUAAUAAGCAGUAACCCCCCAGCUAGAUAUAGCCUUAUAGUUAAAGUUCCCAUUGAAUAAAAUUCUGCUCAAGCCAGUAAAGUUUGAAUUACUGCAGAAGCGGUACAAACAGGGACUAAACAUGUAGAAAGCAAAUUUUCCAUGUCAUACGUUUCAGAUAAGCAAAAGACAUCAUUUUGUGUGAUGUUAGCCAUCUGCACCCAUAGAUUUUGCUUCAUGCAUUGCUCGAAUGAUUGUUUGGGUGGGAUGACAGCUGUUGUUGUCAAAGGGCAGAUGAUAACAAUCAGACACAAACAAAUGAUGGCUAAGGAAUUUGCAGUUAAAAUCGCAAAAAUGGCAGUGCACAGGUUCUCGGGGAUUUGCUCUACUUGUUGCUGCUGCAGCACUGCCUGUGCUUUGGCGGUCAAGUUCUUUACAUCUCCCCAUGUCACUGGCCGACUGGCAUGCCGGGAUCGGAUUGGUUGCUGUGCCAUCUGUAGAAUCACCCUUGCCAUUUCUGGGACCAGAUCCAGGACUGGUGCUACAACAUCCCUGCUGGGUGAACGUAAUGUGCUGGAAUCCACAAAGGUACUGUAGGAAUAAGCGCAGCAGCAUAGCCUCGCCCCCAAGUGAUCAGAGAGACCAGUCCCAACCAUGCUUUGUCUGGUAAAGCCCGAUAAUAUACCAGAGGCGGAGGCAAGCUUGUUUUCUGUUGAAAGUGUCUCUGAUAAGUGGUGGA
Molecule: messenger RNA, 3946 nt
Organism: Crotalus tigris (Tiger rattlesnake)
Lineage: Eukaryota; Metazoa; Chordata; Lepidosauria; Squamata; Viperidae
Product: retinol-binding protein 1-like
Exons: 4
Coding region: 1-507 (168 amino acids)
Biological process (GO): fatty acid transport
Cellular component (GO): cytosol; nucleus
Molecular function (GO): fatty acid binding
Source: RefSeq, a predicted model, not a curated record